This is a messenger RNA of Perkinsus marinus ATCC 50983, 714 nucleotides long. RefSeq names its product Diacylglycerol cholinephosphotransferase, putative. The record is from RefSeq and is a predicted model, not a curated record. Gene Ontology annotation, molecular function: phosphotransferase activity, for other substituted phosphate groups. Gene Ontology annotation, cellular component: membrane. Lineage: Eukaryota; Perkinsozoa; Perkinsida; Perkinsidae. Gene Ontology annotation, biological process: phospholipid biosynthetic process. Bases 1 to 714 code for a protein of 237 amino acids. The transcript is spliced from 5 exons.
AUGUUUUUGGAUAACAUACCAUUACUUGGAGGUCGAGCAAUAGAUCUAGAUCGUGAUGAGCUCAAGGACAGACUACUUCAUCACAAGUACUCUGCUGGUGAGUAUACUCCUCUUGAUAUGGUCUACAUGCCAUUCUGGAAUGCCUGUAUAAAUGCGUUCCCUCGUACCAUUUCCCCCAAUGCUAUUACCCUAUCUGGCUGUGCUAUUAUUUGUCUAAUAUACGUUUUCAUAAUAUUGAUGCCGACCCGCCAUACCUGGCAUUUCUUCAUGGCCGCCUUCUGUGUAUUCACUGGACAGGUAUGCAACCAUCUUCAUGCCGAUAGGCAUCUUGUGUUUGUUCAGACCCUAGAUGCUAUGGAUGGCAAGCAGGCCCGUAGGUUGGGUGUAUCCUCACCUUUAGGGGCUAUACUUGAUCAUGGAGUGGAUGCCUGUACUAUGGGUAUCCUUAUGCUUACUGUAGCACGAUGUCUUGGCCCUUCUGGGGAGUUUCCUAACGACCUACCGAUAAUAAUACCAGUUGCAUUAGUGGCUGUAUCGUGCUUCUGGUUACCUCAUUGGAAUCAUAUGCAUACUGGUAAACUAGAGGUCGGUGGUGUGACCGAGGCACAAUUCCUGGUCGGUUUAUUUUUCCUUAUAUGUGGAUGCUUUGGUGAGGACUUCUUCCUUGCUAUGCUACGCGAUCCUAUCUGGUGCCUCUAUGCUAUCUAUAUAUGA